AUGGGACAGGAACAGCUUUUGAGGCAAUCAUCGCUUCCCACUCAGAGCAGUCCCAGCUCUGCAGGCUUCGCCCAACCCGCAGCGACAUCGUCACCAGCACCCCCAAGAGCUGUAGCUCAACCUGAUCCGUCGCUAGCAGCCCGAGCUGCAACCCUGAAGGAGCUGGUCAAGAAGAAUCGCCAGAAGACGGUCGGAUCCAUGCAACUCGGCGCCAGCACGAGCGCUUCAAUGCCCUCGAAGCCACCACCUGCCCAAUCGACUAGAUCCUCGCAUGACCAGACUCUCUACAAGACGGCAGAGAAGGAGAUUGUUGACCUGGUGGCCGAGAUCGAAGCCGCCAAGCAGGGAGAUACGAAGGGAGGAGACAUGGCACUGGGAACCGUAUCCGCCAAGGGCGACCACCAGCCCGCUGAAGUUCAAAACACAUCUCCAGCCCCGCAACUAGGCGCAAAGCAGUCAGCCCAUCUCAGCGGAGCUGAGCAGUCAAAGAUAUCCCAGAACAAAAGCCAGGCGCGCAAUACAACUACCCUUCCAAAGCACAACAAGAACGGAGUCAUCGGAAAGCCCAGCCCAGAUCGCCGACAGAAGCAAGAAAAAGACCGUCAAGACGCAACAACAGUCACGCCUCCACCUGUACACCGGUUGGAUGGCUCGAGCUCUAAAGCGAGCACUGGGGAAUCAAAGAGCGAUAGCGUCUACACACACAAUCCGAUCAAGCAUGCGGCUCGGGACGCAAAGACCCCCGGCGAGGGCCAGGGCGCAUCGAUCAGUCAAGACCACCGCGGCAAGUCCUUGGGUGCAAGGGCAACAGGAGGAAAGGCAAAGGCCUGCUUGGGAAGCGAUGAUACAACGGAGAAGGCCCACGACAACACCUAUCCGAGGAUGCAGGGAGCCGGCAGCCUGCUGGCUGAACACCCAGGAUUGGCCGAUACCACACACAAACCGGCACCUUUCAAGGGCAAGAUGGUAUCGAUCACGAUACACUCCACUGGCUCAUCCAACGAGCAGAAAGAUGUCAUGAUGUGGCUGGAGCGCUCUGGAUACUACAACGAGGCCACCAGAGCUCCCAUCGUCGAUCGCUGGCACAAACUGGCUGAAGUGGAAACUUUGAAGGCCAAACUCCUUCAGGAGGAUCAAAACUCGGGCUUUGACUUUCGCCGCAGAACCUCAUCCCAGCCUGACAACACCGCGCCAGAGCUCACGCCCAUGGAAAUCGAUCUACCGAACACUGGCCCAUCUGCUCAUGGGUCCCUGCCCAAGAAGGCGAUUGCGCAUGCUGAGCGGAAGACAACACCGGUGAACACCCGUCACCGAGACUAUGGCAUCGAGGAUCGCGAGCUUGGCCGCAGGCGGGAUCGAGAUGAUCGCUCCGUCAGCCCGGGGCGAUCCCGAACGCUAACGCCACGGACCGGCUGGUCCUCACGCCGGAAUUACGAUGGAUCUCGAUCACCCCCACCUCGAGGUUGCCGCCGUGAACCAGACUGGGACAGAGAUUGGGACAGAGACUGGGACAGAGACUGGGACAGAGACCGAUACAGAUAUCAUGACCCUCGUCGGAGCCAAUCGCCAAGUGCUCGGGGUCCUCGAGCACAGACAAACACGUCCUCACGCUACGGCUCAGGAAACCGCACUCCCGGCAAUAGGAACAGCGACCACAGCAGGCUGGCACGGAAAGUGAAUCAAAAGGUGGACCUGGGACGCCCUGGAGAGACCAGAUUUUUCGCUAUCAAGUCGUUCAACGAUGCCAACAUUCACACAUCCAUCAAAGAGGGACUUUGGACUACUCAGCCUCAAAACGUGAAACCGUUGAGCGAGGCAUAUGCCAGCAGCAAAAACGUGUUGCUCUUCUUCUCCGUGAAUGACUCGGGUGCAUUCCAAGGCUACGCGCGGAUGUGCGGCACACCAGACAGCUCCAUCGACCCACCCAACUGGGCCGACAUCAACGAGCGGCGGUUGUCGCCUCCCUUCCGUAUCCAGUGGCUCAGCACGACAGCCAUCUUGUUCAAACACAUAAAACACCUGCGCAACCCGCUGAACAAGAACCUGUCCGUGCAGAUCGGCAAAGACGGCCAGGAGAUCGCCGAGCCAACGGGUUUAGCCCUGCUUGAUUUGAUGGAGACCCCGGUUUGCGAGCGGAAGGCCAUCUGGGUCGAGCCCGCCGCAUUCGCGGUGAACUCUUGGGACAAGCCGAAGAAGGCCCGGGAGUACGCCCGCAGCCGCAGUUUGGUGUCUCGAAUCACAAAAACCUGAAGAGUGAGGGCAAGGACGGGGACUUUCUCCGAGAGGAACAAGCCCAGCUCAAAGGCUUCCUAGGUGAGAAAGGGCACGGGUUUGGGUGGUUUCAAGGCUAUGCUAGAAGGGUUUUGGACUUGGGAGCAGGAGCAUACAGCCGACAGCCGCCGCCUGGGAGAGAUGCCGUUUUUGCGUUCCCGGCUAAGCAGACACGUGGAUGGGAGAUAUACAGCUUCGUGGGAACGCUUUGGAGAUAGUUUAGUUUUUUCCAGGUCGAAGGCUGUGAGUAGCUCUUGAAAUUCGGGAUUUGCGGGCAGGAGUCUACGUCCAUGGAGAUACCGAGACCUUCAGAAGGGAAGAAUUAAGAGGCUUUAG
This is a messenger RNA of Gaeumannomyces tritici R3-111a-1, 2607 nucleotides long. RefSeq lists its product as hypothetical. Lineage: Eukaryota; Fungi; Ascomycota; Sordariomycetes; Magnaporthales; Magnaporthaceae. Gene Ontology annotation, biological process: mRNA splicing, via spliceosome; regulation of mRNA splicing, via spliceosome. The transcript has 5 exons. Gene Ontology annotation, cellular component: nucleoplasm. Bases 1 to 2250 code for a protein of 749 amino acids. Gene Ontology annotation, molecular function: N6-methyladenosine-containing RNA reader activity; mRNA binding. The record is from RefSeq and is a predicted model, not a curated record.